UUGCCUUUCGGUGACUUUCUGCUGCUGGUCGAGCCGUCGAGCGAAGUUGGGAGUCUUUUUUGUUUGUGGGGAUACCAAACCAAUCAGUCUUUUGAGUACACCUUCCAUUGGUCUUUGGGGCUGCAAACGAGUCGAGUGGAGUUUAUUGGACUGUUGAAGUGAAGUUGUGCAAAAUUCAGUACCCGUUCGUUUGUUCAGCAACUUGCAACUUUGUGUGCGAUUGUCGCUGUCGUCCGUCGUUGUCUUCAGGUCGCGCGAUCGCUUUCUCGAAGUUUGGUUCAGAGUUUGGGGACAUUGUCUUGUAGUGCGUUUGGGUUUAGAUUGUGAGAAAAAAGUUGCACCUUCUGAAUAAUCAUCAAAGUGAGCAUAGUGGGAGAACUAUCACAGAUUUGCCCUGUUUUCUCUUAGGCGUGCGGUGAUGAUGAAAAAUUUGACAGUGGCAUUUCCCGAACCAAAUCCGGGCAGGAAAACUGACAAGUGAUUCGUACACAAGCAGGAAAAUUAUGUUUGACAGUGGCAUAACAACAAAGAUAAAAUCGGGAAAAGUUGCAUUGCUUGCUCUGAUUUUAAAAAGGGGUGGCAGUUCAAGGAAAAUACAUCGGCUGCUACGUUCCUGAAGUACAAGGGAAACAGUUUAGUGAAAAUUCUCAGGUGAAAAUUAAAAAGGGAAGCAUUUCACAGAUCAAGGCUUCAUUUGGGGCUGGAUCCAGUUUUCAUUGAUGGAUUAGUAGCUGUGGUGACGACGGCGAGGGAGGAACGCAAUGUGGGAUGGAAUUGAAGAUUGAAGUGUUGCAGCAGCAGGCAGACUUUUUAGAAUAAUAGUGGCGAAGGCGCGAAUGUGUGAGUGAAAUAAUUCAUCGCAGCAGAUGAAGAAAAAGUAAGCACCACCAAGCAAGCCGCGAGCAUAAUAUUACUGACGGUAUUCUGAUUGGAAGACUUUUGAUUGAGAUUUUGAAUUUCACCUGAACAGAAGUUGGCAGUGAUCCGAUCCGGAGUGCAUGGACGGUCAGAAACCGUAGGGAAUCGCGGUGCAAGUGGUACCGAGAAAUACGAAGAAACAGUGCAAACAAACUACUCUGUUUUCGGUGCGAGAAUUGAAAGUGGAUCAAAAGUAGCCAGCGAUCCAAACGAAGAGUUAGUGGCACAGUAGUGCGGGGCUGUUGCAGCAGCUGGUGUUUUUGGGUGAGAGAGAUGGUGAUGGUUUGGCGGCACGGUCAAAUGCGAAGCGAAUGGUGAGUCAAAUAUCGAAUGCUCUGAAGAAAAAUUGUUGCUGUGUUGCGUCCGGAAAAGAGUAGUGAGGAGGAUCAGAAACGUGCAUUUUUUGUUUGUUUGUGGAAUUAAUGGGUGCCGGAAAGCUGAUGGACAAAACCACGCUGGUCCGGAACUGACAGAUGGCUAGCUAGAUACGGAGGGAAACAAUCACCACACGCGUCAAAAGCUCAUGGACACUACCAGUUCAUAGUUGAACACACCUUUUUCUACCCCACCACAAUUGCAAUCAUGUGCUAUCCAAACAAACCGUUAUCGAAAGCUGUUUGAUCCAGCUCUGCGCGCGUCCUGUCGGUAGAGACGCAACCUUUAUCAGUCCACUACACAGCAGUAGUCUUCGAGCUUCUCUUCCAUCUGGUUCCAUCGAAAUAAAAAGAUAAUCACGGCGACCCACAACCACCGAAGCGCCUGAAGACCUACCGACAGCUGCCACCGUUGCUAUCGCCACCCGAUCGGUGCCGCCAACGGUCUAAAGCGAGCGGUGGGACUUCGGUCACUCCGGGAACUCCGGUUGCGCGCAAUGUCGGACGGAUUCGCCGCUGGUUUGCAGCAAGAAGACAUUCUCCAGCAGCAACAGCAGCAGAGCGGCGAGUGGUCAUCGUACACCAUAAUGGAUUCGUCUCGCGUGUCCACGUGUCUCAUCUCGAUGCUACUGAUCGUGUACGGCAGCUUCCGGAGUCUUAACAUGGAACAGGAACAGCGCGAGAAAGAGAAGAAGCGCCAAAGCGAAAGCAUGAACAAUCUGAUCACUGGUGAACCGGUACAGCAGGAGCAAAAUAAAUUUGCAACGUUAGACACAAUGCAUGCUCUGUGUUUACCGCUGGGAGCCUCCAUAUCACUGCUAGUGAUGUUCUUCUUCUUCGACUCUAUGCAAAUGCUUUUCGCCGUCUGUACAGCAAUCAUUGCCACCGUGGCGCUAGCGUUCCUCCUGCUCCCAAUGUGUCAGUACAUCAUUCGGCCAUGCUCUGAUGGUAAUCGGAUAUCGUUUGGAGUUUGCGGUCGGUUCACUGCGGCCGAGUUGUUCAGCUUUUCGUUAGCAGUAUCGAUAGUUUGCAUUUGGGUUCUGACUGGUCACUGGCUACUGAUGGAUGCCAUGGGGAUGGGACUGUGUGUUGCAUUUAUAGCCUUCGUGCGCUUACCGAGUCUGAAAGUUUCAACCUUAUUACUCACCGGACUGCUCAUCUACGACGUGUUUUGGGUAUUCUUCUCAUCGUAUAUUUUUAGCACCAAUGUCAUGGUCAAGGUGGCCACCCGGCCGGCAGAUAACCCCGUUGGCAUAGUUGCUCGCAAGCUAAAUCUCGGCGGAAUAGUUAAGGAACCACCGAAGCUGAAUCUACCAGGGAAGCUGGUCUUUCCCAGUAUACACAACAGUGGCCACUUCUCGAUGCUUGGACUAGGUGAUAUUGUUAUGCCAGGGCUGCUGCUGUGCUUUGUACUCCGCUACGAUGCGUACAAAAAAUCCCAAUGUACGCAAACAGCGGAAGCUGGCGUCCCGCCUCCGAGGGGAGUCGGUUCAAAGCUGACUUAUUUCCAUUGUUCCUUAUUAGGUUAUUUUCUUGGUUUAUUAACCGCCACCGUUAGCUCAGAAGUAUUUAAGGCAGCACAACCUGCUCUACUGUAUUUAGUUCCGUUCACGUUGCUACCUCUGCUGACGAUGGCGUAUUUGAAGGGUGACUUGAGGCGGAUGUGGAGUGAACCAUUCAUCAUACAGCAAGCAUCCAAGCAGUUAGAAGUUUAAGCUGUAGUUAUCAUUUUUUUCCUUAAUGGAUAAAACAUAAGCAGAGACAUACAAUAGUAUUAAGGCUACGUUGAAAAGGAAAAAAAUACAUUACAAAAUCUAGAAACAAGGAUUGUAGCAUUAAGAUUGUAUACAUAUAAGAACUGCAUGAGGAAAACAAAGGAUUUUUCUGAUAUGAAUGUAUUUAGUGCAACAAGAACGAUGUUGCAUUCGAGGAUUAAGAUAAAACUCCUAUAGAAACCCGCUGCAGUAUAAACCGAACAAAUUAUGUAAUACUAUUCAUUUAACUGAAUAUAAGAAUCAUAUGCGAAUCAGAAGCAUAGUACAGCUAUAGUGUAUGGGGAAGCUUACAGUUCAUUUAGCAAACAGCAUCAACGUAAUAUGUAUGUACCGUGAUUUGUUUUUCAUUUAAUAGCCUGUUCAGACUACGAGGUUUCUUACAGGAUAUCAUAUGAAAUGAAAAUAAGACAUGUGAACUUUGACAUCAAGAUACUCUAUAUCAUGUUAUAAAGUUCGUUAUAUGAACAGGCUGUAUUUCCACCGAUCAUCAAAUAGUAUACACGUGGUUAGUUAUUUUUAUUACAAAGUUCUGUUUGCCACAUAAAUCAUUUAACAGUUCACAAGCUUCAUUCUAGUUUAAAGGUACCACUUGUUUCGCUAUUUUCAAGUGGCUACGUCCUCAUUAUGUUCAAAUACGUUUACGAAUGCCGACAAAUAGAAAUGCUCUUACUUCAUGUACAUUUUUUGAACUGAAAUAAUCAUGCAAAAAAGCGCCCAGUUAAGUCAAAUUAUUAGUAGGCUUAGAAUGUGUGUGAAUGAAAAGCUGAAGCGAAAGCAUCGUGUGCUAUGAGAACUGAAGCUGUUUGGAGGCAAUAGAAUCCACUAUGUGACAGCGAACCCAACUCAAGUCAUCAAUAUUGUUGCAUUUUGCUGCCCAAACGAAUAAUUUCUGUAUGUCUAAAUAUAAAACAAAAACAUUUUUAAAAAUUUAGUCCAAUUCUGAGGAAAGCACGACAUUAUCGCCUAUACUUGGAGCUGGAAAAUCACACACACAUACAGACAACAUGAGUAACGAUGUUAAAGGAUAAAUAAAAAUGUGAUAAUUUUGUAUAAUUUCUAUUCUUUGCACUCUAUGUGUAUGCCUAUCUCGAAUGUAUACCUUAUGAUUUUUUUAAACAUAGAAAAGUCUGUUUGGAUUAGCGAAAUAAAAUCGUUUUUGAACAUUGAA
This is a messenger RNA of Armigeres subalbatus, 4235 nucleotides long. RefSeq names its product signal peptide peptidase-like 3 (gene SppL). The coding region runs from base 1790 to 3007 and encodes 405 amino acids. Gene Ontology annotation, molecular function: aspartic endopeptidase activity, intramembrane cleaving. The record is from RefSeq and is a predicted model, not a curated record. Gene Ontology annotation, biological process: membrane protein proteolysis. The transcript is spliced from 8 exons. Gene Ontology annotation, cellular component: Golgi-associated vesicle membrane; cytoplasmic side of endoplasmic reticulum membrane; lumenal side of endoplasmic reticulum membrane. NCBI's taxonomy places the organism in Eukaryota, Metazoa, Arthropoda, Insecta, Diptera, Culicidae.